AUGUGCAUCAAUCAAUUCUUCCCAAUCACGCCAAAUGGAUAUUGGGCGAUUCAAAUGCUUUGCGUUUGUCUCCCAAUUAUGCUUUUUGUCGUCUAUGUCAGUGACAAGAAGCAAAAAAUCGCGAUUGCACGAAAGUUGCGGCUAGAAGAACUUGAAAAAGACAAGGCCAAGAUCGAAAAUGAAUACACCGCAAAACUGAGAGCGCUGAAAGAAGACCUAGAAAAGAUCGACUACUCAAAGGAUUACGAAACAAUCCGUGGUGUAACAAUCGAUGGAAAACAGCUUGAAGCACAACUCAAAGAAGAAGAAGAUCGAAUCAAUCAAGAAUGCGAGGCUCGACAAAACGCCCUAGAAAAAGCGAAAAAAGACGAGAAGGAAAAUAAAGAUGAUGAUCGAGCGACAAAAGCGACCAAAUCUGAAAAUUCGACUCCUUCCGUUUUGUUUCUUGCUUAUAUUUUCAUUAUUAAAUUGAUCCAAUGCUUCUCAUUAUGCUCAUCAUUUUUCAAAGCGACGGAGCUCCUCUAA
Molecule: messenger RNA, 525 nt
Organism: Oikopleura dioica
Lineage: Eukaryota; Metazoa; Chordata; Appendicularia; Copelata; Oikopleuridae
Source: the annotation of a GenBank genome assembly